This is a messenger RNA of Leishmania major strain Friedlin, 1422 nucleotides long. RefSeq names its product transcription elongation factor-like protein. Gene Ontology annotation, cellular component: RNA polymerase III complex. Gene Ontology annotation, biological process: termination of RNA polymerase III transcription; DNA-templated transcription. The transcript has a single exon. The record is from RefSeq and is a predicted model, not a curated record. Gene Ontology annotation, molecular function: DNA-directed RNA polymerase activity; nucleic acid binding; zinc ion binding. Lineage: Eukaryota; Euglenozoa; Kinetoplastea; Trypanosomatida; Trypanosomatidae. Bases 1 to 1422 code for a protein of 473 amino acids.
AUGGCCACUUACGUCCCAGGUGAUCGCGUAUGGGUGUACAUAGAAGGGGAUGGGUGGUGGCCGGCGUGCGUGCUCAGCGACGAGGAAAUGGGCACUCGCACCCCCGGCUUCGACCUGGCGGUGCAGUUCUACGCUGGCGUGGAGCAGCCGGCGACUCUGUACGAGCUGAACAGCCACGCUGACGCCGCAAACAUCUGCUUCUUCGAAACGUCGUCGGAGAAGGCGGUGACGGGCAACCCUGAGCUGGAGGCAGCGAUCCGCUGCGCUUGUGCCCAUGCGGAGGCCAACCCGCUUAAGUCGGCGUCUGCCAUAGUGGGGGGCGCCAGGGUGGCAGCCGGUGGUUCGGGCGCCGCUGGGAGCUCGGGUGCCGCGGUCGUCGACCGUGCGGCGUCGAAGCGUGUUCGCGACAUGGGCGACGAUGACACGGGCGUCUACAGCAGCGGCGCUGCUGCCUCGCGCUCUGUUUCUGGGUACCACCACCUGCGCAGCGACAAACUUCACGAAUUGUCGAGCAAGAUUUCGUCAGCUGUGGCAGCAGCAGACUUGACGGCAGUGCGCGCGGCACUCUGCCAGCUAGACGGCGUGGACGUGUAUCUGACGGAGCUGGAGGACACCAAGAUCGGUGUUGCCGUCGGGUCAGUGCUGAGCCAGCCGGUACUGAAACCGCUGUGGCCCCUUGCUCGCGCCAUGAUCUCGUUCUGGGCACGCCAUCUGCCUGCCGAGACCCUCGCAGCCAUCCGUAGCGUGCAGCAACGCCAGCUACCUGUGCCGGCUACCAGUGCAGCGGCGGCAGCAGAGCCCCCUAGCCCGCUCAGCAAGCAGCAGCCGGCGUUUCCAGCUGUUCCGAGCGGGAGCGCCUUUGCGAGCAGCGUGUCUCCAUCCGCGGCAACCGCAGCAGGUGGAGCUGGUGCAGGAGCGGCGGGCGGUGCGGGCUCUGGUGAUGUGGCUCCGACACAGCGCAAGACAUUCUACGACAACGUCUACCAGCUCCUCGACAGUCCCUUGAGCACGACACGCUACGACGACACUGUCAUUGACGAGGUGGCACGAAGGUUGACGGCUGAAAUCACCGAUCGCGAUGAGCGUCAGAUGCUGCUGCUUCGGCUCCGCGAGGAGGAGCUUUCUUUCAUUCGCGAUCACCUCCUCUCUGGCGAGUGGACGCCAAAGAAGUACUUGGAUCAGCCGAGCGAGGUGUUCACCACCAAGAGCGAGAAGGCCCGGCAGGAGCAGCGCAUCCAGGAAAAAAUGAAGGCCAUCGAGGCCGCCGACAAUGCCAUGCUCAACAUCACCUCUCUCUUCAAGUGUGGUCGUUGCGGCAAGCGCCACUGCACCUUCUACGAGCAGCAGACGCGCAGCGCUGAUGAGCCGACGACGAAGUACAUCACUUGUCUGGACUGCAAGAACACCUGGACGCAGGAGUAG